This is a messenger RNA of Fundulus heteroclitus (mummichog), 896 nucleotides long. RefSeq names its product gap junction gamma-1 protein-like. Gene Ontology annotation, biological process: cell communication. The record is from RefSeq and is a predicted model, not a curated record. Bases 27 to 896 code for a protein of 289 amino acids. Gene Ontology annotation, cellular component: connexin complex. Lineage: Eukaryota; Metazoa; Chordata; Actinopteri; Cyprinodontiformes; Fundulidae. The transcript has 2 exons.
GAUAACUUCUUUCAUCUGUCAGAAAAAUGGGCUGGCACUUCUUCACACGUCUGCUGGACGAGAUGUCCAAUCACUCGACAUUCGUGGGCAAGAUCUGGCUCACCUUCUUCAUCGUCUUCCGGAUUGUGCUGACAGUGGUUGGCUGCGAGUCCGUCUACGACGAUGAACAGAGUAACUUUGUGUGCAAGACACAGACACCUGGUUGUGAGGAUGUUUGCUAUGAUGCGUUUGAGCCUCUUCGCUUCUGGGUGUUCCAGGUGAUCAUGAUCAUCACACCCACUGCCAUGUACCUCGGGUUUGCCAUACACAAGAAGAGGGUACCGAUAAUGAACCGGGGAGCCAACAGGGACUACAAAGAGAUGGAGGAUAAUGGGGAGAAAGAUACCAUAACCUUGAAGAUUGAGCCAGAUGAGGAGAAGGAAGUUUCAAAGAAGCACAAAAACACAAAAACAAAGUUCUUCCAGCUAAUAUCACGAGCUGUCUACGAGAUUUCAUUUCUCUUCGGGCAGUAUAUCCUCUACGGCCUGGAGGUGGCGCCGUCCUAUGUGUGCACAAGCUCCCCUUGCUCACACACGGUGGACUGCUUUGUGUCACGUCCCACUGAGAAAACCGUCUUCCUGCGCAUCAUGUAUGCCGUCAGCGCUUUGUGCCUACUCCUCACCUUACUGGAGAUCCUUCAUCUUGGCAUCGGCGGGAUUCGGGACUCUGUCUGCAGGUCACAAUCUCGCUCUUCUGCUUCUCACCACCCAGGCCUGGCCAGACGUCCUGAUUCCCCCAACCCGGCCCCAGGCCAGACAACCAAUAGGCCCACCCACCCGGAGAAGGCCCCAGACCAGGUGGCCUGCUCCUCCUCCAGGCCCCAGACUCUAGGCGGCAAUCGGAGAACAGAGUUGUAA